UACGAGAGGGGUUGGAAGGUGGUGGGGGAUAUUAAACUGUUUUUGACCAAAAAAAUUUACAUAGGCAUAUAUGUGCACUCUUACAAGUUGCAGAAUAAAAAUCAUGGCUAUCAUAUAAAAACAGAGAGAGUUUGAAGAAAAGAAGAUCAACAUGAGUCCUCCUCCUUCAAUCUUGCUUGUGUAUUCACUAUUUGUUCUUCAGUGUCUCCAAACAACACAAGGGCAGCUGCAUCUGCACCAUGGCAGCCACUGGAACAACCAUCUUCGAUCAAGAACCGAUGAUUCCGGAAUGAAAAGGCAUGAACCCGAACUGAAGGUGUUCUUCCAUUACAAGGACCUCAAAACUGGCAACAAAAUGGAGAUCUACUUCCCCACAAGAGACCCUUCCACCUCUCCCCAUCUCCUCUCCAAACACGAAUCCGACUCCAUCCCUUUCUCCUCCUCUCAACUCCCUCACAUCCUCCGCCUCCUCUCCUUCCCCGAGGGAUCCAAACAGGCCAACGCCAUGACAGACACGCUCCACCACUGCGAGCUCCCUCCUAUCAAAGGCGAGGCCAAGUUCUGCGCCACGUCUCUUGAGUCCAUGUUCGACUCCCUUCACAAGAUCUUCGGCCUGAGCUCCAAAUUCAGAGUCCUCACCACCACUUACCUCUCUAACUCGAUAUCACCUCUUCAGAACUACACUAUAUCUGAACCUCCGGUGGAGAUAUCAGCACCCAAGAUUGUAGGGUGCCACACGCUGCCUUAUCCGUAUGCAGUUUUCUACUGUCACGGCCAAGAAAGCGAUAACAAGGUGUACAAGGUUGUGGUGGAAGGGGAGGACGGAGGGAGAGUGGAGGCAGCUGCUAUGUGCCACAUGGAUACCUCACAAUGGGAUCCUAGUCACAACGCCUUCCGUGCUCUUGGAAGCGUCCCUGGUGCUUCCCCCGUGUGCCAUUUCUUCCCCUCGGACAACCUUGUUUGGCUUCCAGUUACCUAGGACAGGAACAUCACAUCAGGUGUUACAUAAGUAUGUAUGGUGCGUGCAAUAACCUCAGUCUGGUCUAGGACCAUUCAAGGAAUGUAUGGUUUGUACGAGUGUGUUUUAAAUACCUCUGUAGAAAUUAAUCAACAGAAACUUGUACCUAAA
Salvia splendens (bonfire salvia) is the source of this 1129-nucleotide messenger RNA. Its product is annotated as BURP domain protein USPL1. The coding region runs from base 152 to 979 and encodes 275 amino acids. The transcript has 2 exons. NCBI's taxonomy places the organism in Eukaryota, Viridiplantae, Streptophyta, Magnoliopsida, Lamiales, Lamiaceae. The record is from RefSeq and is a predicted model, not a curated record.